Messenger RNA from Anthonomus grandis grandis, 663 nucleotides. RefSeq lists its product as uncharacterized. The coding region runs from base 1 to 663 and encodes 220 amino acids. The record is from RefSeq and is a predicted model, not a curated record. Gene Ontology annotation, molecular function: DNA binding. The transcript has 2 exons. Lineage: Eukaryota; Metazoa; Arthropoda; Insecta; Coleoptera; Curculionidae.
AUGCACGGAAAACAAGAGAAAGGUCGUAAAACAUGGGAUGCAAGAGCCAUGGGGCUUGCGGUAAAUGCUGUUAGAAGCAAAGAAAUGGGGUAUAUAAAAGCGUCAAAAAUAUAUAAAGUUCCAGGAAGUACCCUUGUUGAUUACGUAAAAUCAGACAAGCCAAUAGAAGUAUUAACAGCUACGAAAUUAGGAAGAAGACCUGCGCUAAGCAACGAAAUUGAAAAUCUGUUAGUUACAUAUUGUUUAGAUAUGGAGAAACAGUUUUAUGGACUAAGAGCUUCCGAUAUUAGAAGGCUAGCGUUUCAGCUAGCUAUCCAGAACGGGCUACAACACCCUUUUUCUAUGACGAAAUCAAGUGCAGGAAAAAAGUGGCAAAAAGGGUUUUUAAAGAGACAUCCUGAACUGAGUUUUAGAAAGCCACAGGGUGUAUCUGCAGCUCGCAUAAAAGGAGCCAGCCUUAUAGCAGAAAUCAAAUUGAAUCCAGCCAGAUUAUUUAAUGUAGAUGAAACAGGCAUUACAACUGUUCAACACAAACAUUCAAAGGUUCUCAGCUUACGAGGUAAAAGGCAAGUUGGAGCCUUGACGACAUCCGAAAGGGGAGCUCUUGUUACUGUAGUGACUUGUAUGAGCGCUACCGAAAUAUAUGUGCCACCAGUAUACUAG